UUUUAUCGAAGAAGAAGACAGGAAGGUUGUUAUCGAUUCACGUGCUUUCGUUUCCUUUUAUCUUCUUAUCGAUGAGUCGUCGAGUGUUCUCGUUUAUGAAAGAAGGGAACCCUGGGUAAAUAUACGGUGAACAAUGACCCCCUAAAGAAGGAAAUCGAACGAAAUGGAGUGUGCGGUGACAUAAACGGCCAAUAACGAGCCGAACGUUUAUUCAAAUAAUAUUCAUCUGUCAAUCUGACGGUGCUUGUAACAUAGCCCGUUUAAUAAAAGUUCGAGCUUGCGCGGAAGUAAGCAAACCCCGUGCUUUUGCGUGGCAGUUGUUUGAUCAGUGCAUCAGCGUGAGGGCAGCGCGCACAUCGUUACCAGAGUCACUUGGGUUACCUUAGUCCAUCGUGGAACAUCGAUCGCGGUGAAUUAAAGGUGUAUUUCUGAGAUUUCCAAGUUUCAAACGACGACCUAAGAGAAAACAUCUGGAUCAAAGGUCCAGAUACGAUAUCGAAAGAAAAAAGCAGAGGGAAGAAGAGAAUCAAAGCGGUUCGAUCAGGUUCGAUAUCCGGUUAGAAGGGACCGGAAGAGAUCGUUCGAACGUUAAACGACGAGUGUGUUGGAUCGCUAAAGGCGAUCGUUCGAUCGUGAAUCGCCGAUGAAGGCACGUAAGAACCGCGAGAAAAGUAAGUCCAUCAAUCAUACAGGCCGACUGUAAUGCCGCUCGAGUUUCCUCUCCUGUAAUCGGCGAAGGCCAGUCGAUACGUCGUGGAAAAAGAGAUCCUCCUUGAGACGAAAGGAUCGGAUACAACCCAGGCCCGAACUUAUUAGGACCUCCCUCUUAAUCGCGAAACAGUUCGUUCCGGUGUGUCAGUGCUAACAGCUGCCAAAGAUGCAACGGCAAGAGGGCGAACUUGAAGAACUCGGGGGCGUUUUAGGGGGUUCGACCGCCGGUGCCCUUGCCCUCGGUGGUCGGCACAAGCCCGAGGAGCUUGCCACCUUGGCGGCCAACACCAGAUUCUCCAGGAAGGAGAUACAGCUGAUUUAUCGUGGUUUCAAGCAGGAAUGCCCGACCGGUCUCGUCGACGAGGAAGCCUUCAAACAGAUAUUUUCACAGUUCUUUCCUCAGGGAGAUGCCAGCCAGUACGCUCACUACGUCUUUAACACCAUGAAGAGGAAACCGUCUGGAAAGAUAAGCUUCGAGGAAUUUCUUACCAUCUUGUCGAAAGUAUCGAGGGGUUCGGUGGAGGAGAAACUUCAGUGGGUCUUUGGCCUUUACGAUCUAGACGGGGAUGGAUUGAUCAGUAAAGAAGAGAUGCUGGACGUGGUUGGUUCCAUAUAUGAAAUGUUGGGCCGUUACACCCAGCCACAAAUAGUUGAGCCGCAUGUGGCUGCCAGAGAACACGUCGAUCGCAUUUUUCACUUAAUGGACGCAAACAAGGACGGCGUGGUGACAAUCGAGGAAUUAGUACAAUGGUGUUCAAAGGACGAGCAACUAUUGCGGAGUCUCGACACCCUUGACACUGUCUUAUGAGAUCUUUACUAUUAUUUUAUAAUCCUUCUUCGAACCCCAAAAGCCACAGAUUCCCUGAAUAUUUUAAUAUGGCGCUCAAUUGAGUUCUGCGUGUAAUUUCUAGAAAAAUUAUCCAUCUUUGAGACGGAAUUGAAUUUUGAAGGAAAAUUACGAUUCGAACUCGUCGAACGCUGAUUGUAAAUAUUAUCCCACCUACCUAGUCUUUCAAGCGUGCUAUUCAAGGCACGAUAAAACCAACAGUAUUUCAAAUUGUUACUCCUCGUCGCGUUGAAUCCUCUUGUAAAUCUUGUGCGUCCAUCAGAUCACUCUGACUUGUUAUCUGUAAUGGACAAGGUAUUUCAGUAACGAGUACAUUGUUUCAAAACGAUCCAACUGUAGCCUGCCACUGAUAUUUCAGUGGUAUAAGAUUAAUAAUUUAGAGUGAUCUGUCGAAUUGCAUGUAUCACAGAAUUCUUAGGUAGGAUCGAUGCGAUGAGGACAAUUUGGUCCCUCGAUUUAUUAAAACUUUAAACUUAUUUCCAUGCUAUAAUAACGACGAAUUUUAAGAGUUUUAAAAAUCGUUAAGAUCGAUCCUCGACCUCUAUAUUUCUUUUAACUUGUACCUCUUUGCCGUUCGCGUCCUUAACGCGUUGACUAUCCUAACAAAAUUAAACAAAUCUUCAUUGUGACAGUCAGCAUGUUAAUACGCGUGGUUGAAAGUUCAGUACGAUACUUUAAAAAGAAAAGAGCUUUUACUAUCAUCCAUCGUUCGGGUCUCUUACAUGUGUAAGUAAUAUAGUAAGAUGCGUUGAUUAAAAACAUUUGUCCGAUAUCUUUGCACAUUGGAUCUAUAGUUUGCAAAUGAUACAAUGGCCAAGACAAGGAUCAAGUAGAAUUAUUUUCUUGUUCCAAAAUCAUUAGGUGUUAGGCGUGUGCAAAUAAUAUUUGACAAUCUUUUCAAACUUGCCUUCUAUUUAAACGAGUACUGAAAAGUUUCCUCGUCAUUGCUACGUUCUAUUCGAUACACUCGGCUACUUGUUACAUAAGCAAAAAAGUUUCAAGAGCAUAGUUUAAUGCUGCGAUAUACAGUUGCUUGAACAAGUCAUACAAAGUUUUAAGGUAUUCACAUAUACUCGUUCAAUGGAUUAUAAGUUUAAUGAUACUUGCGAUGACCCAUGCACGAUGGAAAAUGUAGCUAGUAACCCAGUAAUAUAUUGUAGUACCCUCGACCAACUAAGAGAAACGUGAUCCUGCGAAAUCAACGCCUCUUGUGAUUCUCUUGUACCUUACUAUUUAUUACAAGUAUCGCGUAAAGAAUUAUUGUUAUUAAGACGAUUAAUUGUCCUCUAUCACGGUAUACGUGAAUGCGAUCCUUUUAUGCGUACAAAUAUCAUCGAAUUUGUUGAAUUUCUCAAGUUUAUUAAAAACCUCUAUUGUAAUUGAAUAUCAAAUGAGAACGUAACUAUCUACGUAAGCGUGCAUAUGAAAAGAUCGGUUCGUUUGUUUAUACAUUCAAUUGUUCUAGCAAUGUGCAAUUUUAAAGGCAUUCAGUACAAAUAAAUGAAUGCUUCUGAUA
Messenger RNA from Osmia lignaria (orchard mason bee), 3074 nucleotides. RefSeq names its product A-type potassium channel modulatory protein KCNIP2. Lineage: Eukaryota; Metazoa; Arthropoda; Insecta; Hymenoptera; Megachilidae. The record is from RefSeq and is a predicted model, not a curated record. Gene Ontology annotation, molecular function: calcium ion binding.